This is a messenger RNA of Epinephelus moara (kelp grouper), 5355 nucleotides long. Its product is annotated as KIAA0753 ortholog. The coding region runs from base 324 to 3062 and encodes 912 amino acids. The record is from RefSeq and is a predicted model, not a curated record. NCBI's taxonomy places the organism in Eukaryota, Metazoa, Chordata, Actinopteri, Perciformes, Serranidae. The transcript has 18 exons. Gene Ontology annotation, cellular component: centriolar satellite. Gene Ontology annotation, biological process: centriole replication; protein localization to centrosome.
GUCUAGCGGCGUUCUGUUGUUGUCAUGGCGGCGAUUCAAAUGUUUGCCAAGCUUCGACUAAAAAUUAAAUCGUUAACCAUGUGCUGUACUUUAAUUAACAGUCUUUUGGCCACGCUACGUGCGUAACUAAUUAAUAAUUUCGAUACGAACAGAAAAAGUCGUUGCAGGCCAUGGUCGAAUGGAUUAUGUCGGGAUUAACUUGAUGUUUGCAAACUUCAAUUCAAAAGCGCAGUUAGCUUGCUAAUGCUAACUCGAUAUUAUAUGCGCUAUGCAUCAAUAAUUGUUUGCUAUUGUGACUGAAUUUGGCGGUUGUUGUUCCUCUAAUGUCUGCCCACACAUCCGUGGUACAGCAAAGUCAAGGGAAAGACUGGGUUGCUUUAGAUUCAACUCGAAACGUCCACAGCGAUUUAACUACAGGGAUGUCCCACACCAAGCUAUUGUUCAAUGAAGCCGUCCCUGCAAGUACCAGCAACCGUGCCACUUAUGUACGCCCGCCAGCCCCCAUUGUGAUAGAGAGGCUGCUGCCACUGCCAGAGGAGAAUGAGAAAGUGGACAGCACCAGAAGCUCCAUCAGCUUCACCACUCUCUCUGAGGAGAGACUGCGGGCUGCAGUUCAGCUGGCCAAGCGAGAUCUGAGACGAAGACGACUUGAGUCACUGACAAAAUCCCCUGCCAAACCCUCUCAAGAGGCCUCCCUCCUGGAAACAAGUGAUGUAGAGCUGCUUCAGGAGCUUGCAGCCUCUCCAAAUAAGACCAAGGUAAAGACCUCCAGUCCAAAAGUAAAAGCAACCCAACCUGGAGCCAAAAGGUCGGUGCACACACCCCAGAAGCGUCCUAUUUCUCCCAUGCCUCGGAUUGGCCAGUCACCCCCAACCAGAGAUCCUGGCGUAAAGCAGUCUGAAGGAGGUAAACAGGCUCCCUUAAGCCAGGAGAUCUGCAAGCUGCAAAAUGAGCUGGAGGUGUAUAUUAAGAAAGUAGAAGAGCUAGCCAACAGAGGAGAGAAAAUAGAGGAGCCACUGGAUCCUGAAAAGCAAAACAGGUUGGAGAUGCGCCGAGAGAAGCAGGCAGCCCGGUCAGCACGUGUCAUCUAUGUUCUCCAACAACAGGUGAAAGAGAUACAAGAGGAUAUAGAGAAACUAAAAAGCCAGAAAAUGUGGGACACCAAAAAGUCCAUGGCAAUAAACAGGCUUGCAGCUGCCCACCGUGGAACUCUGAGGGCCUUACAGGUUGUUAUCCACCAGCUUUCAGAUCUAUCUCAUGGCAAGGUACCCCCAUAUUACAAAGAGCUGGGCCAGCUUAUUCGCCAGCUCUCUUUGUGCUCAGCCAAGGUUGAAGUAGAACAGGGUUCAGCUGUGCCUGAGACGGCUCUCAACAUCCUGCAGAAACUAGAGACUUUGGAUUCUGCCCUCAGUAAACAAGAGCUGCUCAAAAAGAUGCAGGCCCCAGCAUGUCCUCCACACAGGAGGUCUCCUCAUCGCAGCAUGUCACCUAUUAGUGCACCCAAGGGUCCUGGCACCUCAACUGUUCGAGGGCCUUCCAAACCGGGAAACCCCAAAAGAGGUGCGCGUGGUGCAGGUAAGAGAACGGCUUCACAGAGGCCCAAAACUACUUUUCACCAGCUCAUGAACCGAAAAGAGGUGCUCAGGGCUGGCCUGGAGAGCCUCGCCCAGAGGGAAAGAGAACUGCAGGGACGACUUCAGGCAAACACCAACUGCAGAGAAGGAGGGGUUCAACGCCCUGAGAGAAGGAAGGCAAACAUUAUAAUGAAGCGUAACCAGAGACCAGCAGGUUUCCAGCAGCCCACAGUCUCCUCUCAGCUCAGAGUGAACCAGCUCCCCCAGAAAGAGCCCUCUGUGCCCUGGAUACCUACAUCUCCUCACUCUCCUCCUCCACAGCGAUCCCCUCAAAGGAGAAGACCAGAGCCUCGAUGUCUUUUCUCUCCCGUGAAGCCGUCGCCCAGCCCUCCAAGGCAGACGGUGGCCGGUGGUUUGGUAGCACAGUCGGGGUUGAGCUCAGAAAGGAAGAAACAAGCUCAGAAUGAAGCAUUAAGGAACGCCUGGCUGGAUAAGACGACGAUGCAGAGGCUGAAAGAGCUCAACCAGCUGAGUAAAGAAGAGACUGAACGCAUUAAGACAUUAAGGUCAGAAGUUGUCUCGCCAACUCGAUGGGCUGAGAGGGCUGAGCAGGAGGCCAGAGAGAGAAUUCAGCCCCUUCUGGAUGAAGCACAGCAGAUUGGUGAGUCCAGGAACAGGGUCAGCUCCUCGCUGAGGAAUCGGCUGUCUGAGCAGGCUGCAGAGAGGGCAGCAGAAAGUGCUGAGCAGCUGAGUGAGGCGCUCCUUGAAGAUCUGCUGGAGGACACUGCACGGGCGGCGUGGGCGGCUGAGGCAGACAGACAGUUGGAGGGCAUUGCUCAGUGUAGGCUGGAGGCCCCCACCCUGGAGAGUAUGCUGCUUCGUAUGGAGGAGAUACAGAGAGAUCAGGAGGAAGUGAGGAGACGGUUUGCUUCUAUCACCUACUCAGACCCUCUUUACUGGGACCGACCAGGAACAGCAGGACCCCAGUGCCAUGCCGCGGGCUCCGGGCCAGCCUCUCCUCAGCCAAUUAGGCUCACAAGGCCAGUGCUGAGGCAGAGCUCUGCAGCUGACAUUGUCCUAGAGAAACCUGUGGAGACUGGACACAGCAUCCUCUCUGAGAACAGCCUGACAGAGGAGGCAUCCCAAGAUGAAGCGCAGCCCAGACACAGCACCGUGUUCCCAGGCCCAGUGGAGAGGAGCAAGGGGACUGUUAUCUCUGUACCAGGCAGCAUGCUGAGAAACAUCCGGCGGUACUGCGAAGACUACGAGGCCUACCUGCGUGUUGUGGCUCAUGAGGCUGUCGGCAGCUUCAACCCCUGGGCCAUCGCAGACGGCCUGGCAGAUGAUUUGCUGUCAGAGGCCCUGGCUGACGUGGCAGCAGAGUUUCAGGAUGUUGUGGAGGAGUACGCCGAGGCCGUCUUCACCUCAGAGUUUCUUCAGCCAGUCCAGUCGCCUCCUGCUUCAGCUGCAGCUUUGGUCAGCCAAUAGGGUGUUACAGCAUCAUGGACAGUUCCCUCUAAAUAUUGUGUAUUUAUUUUAGCAGAAAAUCUGCAUCUACAGACUUUAAGCACAAAGCAUGGGUUUCAUUUUGGAAUGAAACUCUUACACGUCUGUACUCAUGUUGUUUAUUUACAAAGAUCUAUAUUUAAUUGGGAUUGCAGAUAUUUUUUUUUAUAUUUUAAUGGAGCUGCAGCAGAUGAGAUUGUUGAAUUGCACAGGGAGCAUUAGUCACAUUACUCUUUACGGUCCAUCUGUAUCUGUGAUUGAAUUCUGCUGGGAAAGUUAGUUUAGUUUAGAUAAGCUUGGAGAGACCAUUACGACAUUACAGAGGAUUAUAAGAUUACCACCCUCCCUUUGCACUUGGUUUAAAUCUCCCUGAGGAUUACUCACACUUUCUAUUCUCUCGUUGGAAUAUGGAAAUAAAUUAAUUGCAUACGGUCUCAACCAAAAUAACAUUGGAAGCUCAGGGCAUCAUGUGUUUAAUCUAUUGUGACUUGAUUUCCUCUUUUGCAUAUAAUGUGUAAAUAAAGGGUCUAAAUGCAGCAAAGGCUUUAUUUCCCCUCACUGGUGAAUGUGUUAUCUCAAGAGGUUAUGACCACUGUGUUUCUUCCCCCACAGAGCACAACAAAGUGCACAUAGUGUUGCUACCGACCAACUUGAAUCUUGAAUAAUAAUGGUAAAAAGUGUCAAUUCUGAAUGCAAAAUAAACAAGACAGACUUGGCAGACCGAGAAAAUGUCUGAAUCCCUUGAGAGCAACAUGAAAGCUGUGCAGACAGAGCAGAGGGGACACAUCCAGAUGUUGCAUUGGCCUGUGGGGACCAGCCUUGACAGGGGACAUACAGUGACUGAAUGAAUUAGCUCACAUUGAAUCAACUGCCUCUAUUUUCUCCCAGGCUGUCUUCUGUGUGGGCGUCUGAAUACGUGCAGGCUUUCACAGGCUCGAGCUCGGUUUCUUCAUUUCGAUCCAGGACAAAUGGAGAUGGCUCAAAGCGAGGGGAGUGUUGCUGUCUUUACACUGACGUGCAGAACUGAGGUUGUUCUGACAUUGGCGAAUGGGAAAUGUUAAGCACAUGAAAUGAUUCUGUUCAUUUUCAAGAGCUCAUUUCAAAUUAUUUUUCACGGUUAUGGUUCGGAAAUUUCAAACGUUUCUGCCGGGGAGACAUUUAAAAGAUAAUAUAUUUUCAUUUCUGCUGCCUCAGCGGGCACCGCUUAGCAUUCCACUGUGAGACUGAGUUGUCAGCAAGCCAGAUAAUCAGCCUCCUACUUUAUUUACUUUUACAUAUCUUUAUGUACAGCGAACAUCUGUCACAUAAGUAUGAACAUUCAUAAACAGAUGUUACUGCACAUAGCUCACAGUUAGCCCUGGUUUGCAUAUUAUUAUAAUUUCAAAUGGUCAGAGAGGUUUGACCUUGCCGUUGGCCAGCACUGACUCAUCAUCAGAGCUAAUUUCAGAGUUGGUGAGGACACAGUUGGCUGCAAUAUAUUCAUGAUGCAUUGAGAAGGGGCACUGUGCCGUGCAGGUAGAUCAAGGCUGCUUUGUGACAUCUGGGUCGCUUAUGCAACAUUCUCAGCUGAUGCUAGAUGGAUAUGAAAUCUUAUUACUCAUCUUUGCUGUUCUCUGUUUUGCCUUCACUGAGCAAAUUGUGGCAUUGUUUGCAUUUUACUCUGUGAAAGUUCCUUUCACUCAAAUUAUUGCGAGGCCUCAUCAACAGUCUCAGAUCUCAUGAAACACCUGCUACUGCUGGGCAGCUUUUGGCUGUUUGCAUCAUUACUUCAGUCACAGCUUUACUUUUGGGGGAUAAUUAGCAUUCCCAGAUCCAGCAGCCAGUUAUGACACAAGCAACAACGCAGAGUCCCUGCAGAUAGCCAGCUGAAAUCACACCGAUGAGUUGUGAGACUGAAAAGAUUAUCUGUCACUUUUGAAGCAGAUGUGAGUCUGAAGCAGAGUGGAUACAAUAGAGUUAUGUAGAGUUUUUUUUUUAUUAUUUUUAUCCUACAGUGUAAGAUACAGUGGAGAAUAGACUCUGACACGGAGAAUAACACACAUCAGCAGGAGGAGCAGAAGCAGAAGCGUGACCUUUUUUUCCCACGAGCACAUCACUCAUCAACUUGUUCAACUUUCUGCUUUUCAGCAAUCAUUACAGUGAACAGUGGGCUCAUAAACCAAAGCCAACUUCUGUCUACUCAAGUAAAGCUUUGUUGUUUUUCUAAUGGUUAGUGAUUGAUGCACAAUGAUCAGCCAUGCACUGCUUAAUCAUCAUAUCUAAAAGAAACUAAAAA